Molecule: messenger RNA, 372 nt
Organism: Papaver somniferum (opium poppy)
Lineage: Eukaryota; Viridiplantae; Streptophyta; Magnoliopsida; Ranunculales; Papaveraceae
Product: sulfated surface glycoprotein 185-like
Exons: 2
Coding region: 1-372 (123 amino acids)
Source: RefSeq, a predicted model, not a curated record
AUGGGGUUCUUACUUAAAAGAAGGGGCGAACCAAGCAUUACCAUAAUGUUGUUUGUUCUAAUUAGCUUAAUCCUCUUAACUACCAUCUGUAGUGCAGCUCUAAUCGAAGAAAGUAAGCGGCGUCGUCGGCCACUGCCGCCAUCUCCGCAGCCAAAUACCCAUCCUAGACCACAAUUUUCUUCUCCUCCUCCUCCUCCAAAGGAUAAUCCCAACUUCCCUCCUCCUCCACCUCCUCCUCCUAUAAAUGAUAAGCCCAACUUCCCUCCUCCAACUCCUCCUUCUAUAGAUGAUAAGCUCAACUUCCCUCCUCCUCCUCCUCCUCCUCAAGAAAAUACGCUCAACUUCCCUCCUCCUCCUGCUCUCCUCCCAUAA